Molecule: messenger RNA, 1628 nt
Organism: Camelina sativa (false flax)
Lineage: Eukaryota; Viridiplantae; Streptophyta; Magnoliopsida; Brassicales; Brassicaceae
Product: LL-diaminopimelate aminotransferase, chloroplastic
Biological process (GO): biosynthetic process
Molecular function (GO): transaminase activity; pyridoxal phosphate binding
Source: RefSeq, a predicted model, not a curated record
CCUGACUCUGCGACACUGUGUCGCGUUGCCCCUUCAGAUUUUGAAAUCUUUUUUUUUUGUUCGAGGCGAAAACAAAAAUGUCGUUGACCAAUCAGCUCUCUUCUCCAAUGAUUUCAUCAUCAUCUUCUUCUUCUACAUUCUUAUUAGCACCUUCAUAUCUACAUGCCAGACCUCGAAAUGCAUCUCUUCCAAUGGCUAAAAGGGCCAGUUCGAUCAAAUGCGAGGCUUCUCAAUCAGAAAAGAUUGAGUACAAAACAAGUGUUUCAAGGAAUUCAAACAUGUCCAAACUCCAAGCUGGGUAUCUUUUUCCAGAGAUUGCCAGAAGAAGAUCUGCACAUUUGGUGAAAUACCCAGAUGCACAAAUUAUUAGUCUUGGAAUAGGUGACACUACUGAGCCCAUUCCUGAAGUCAUUACUUCUGCUAUUGCAAAAAAAGCUCAUGAGUUAUCCACAAUAGAGGGUUACAGUGGUUAUGGUGCUGAACAAGGUGCAAAGCCACUGCGAUCUGCUAUUGCUAAAACAUUUUACGGUGGCCUAACCAUAGGGGAUGAUGAUAUUUUUGUUUCUGAUGGUGCUAAAUGUGACAUAUCACGUCUCCAGGUUAUGUUUGGUUCCAAUGUUACAAUUGCUGUCCAGGAUCCUUCGUACCCGGCUUAUGUCGACUCUAGUGUUAUUAUGGGUCAGACGGGGCAAUUUAACACCGAAGUCCAAAAGUAUAGGAACAUCGAGUACAUGAGAUGCACUCCAGAGAAUGGCUUCUUUCCUGACUUAACCACUGUUGGUCGAACGGAUAUAAUAUUUUUCUGUUCCCCAAACAAUCCUACUGGUGCUGCCGCCACUAGAGAGCAACUAACACAGUUGGUUCAGUUUGCAAAGAAGAACGGAUCAAUUAUAGUGUAUGAUUCUGCAUAUGCAAUGUACAUGUCUGAUGACAACCCGCACUCCAUCUAUGAAAUCCCCGGAGCUGAGGAGGUGGCGAUUGAGACAUCUUCUUUCAGCAAAUAUGCAGGUUUUACUGGAGUGAGACUUGGUUGGACUGUGAUCCCAAAACAACUGCUGUAUUCUGAUGGAUUCCCCGUUGCUAAAGACUUCAAUCGUAUAGUCUGUACUAGCUUCAACGGUGCCUCUAACCUCUCCCAAGCUGGUGGACUUGCUUGCCUCUCCCCUGAAGGGCUUGAGGCAAUGCGCAAAGUGAUUGGAUUCUAUAAGGAAAACACCAACAUAAUCAUCGACACAUUCACUUCGCUAGGCUACAAUGUGUAUGGAGGGAGGAAUGCACCGUAUGUUUGGGUAGAGUUCCCGAAACAGAGUUCGUGGGAUGUGUUCUCAGAGAUUCUAGAGAAGACACAUGUGGUUACAACGCCGGGGAGUGGGUUCGGACCAGGAGGUGAAGGGUUUGUUCGUGUUAGUGCCUUUGGACACAGAGACAACAUAUUGGAGGCAUGUAGAAGAUUCAGGCAGCUCUACAAAUGAGGAAACACUAAUCAUCCCAAUCUAUUAAGAAUUUAAAAUCAAUCAAGCUAAAGUUGUAGAUUUUUAAUAAAGUUGUUGGAUAUGAGACUGUUCAUUUCAUCUCGAGUUAUAUGCGAAAACAAGUAUUUGAAACAUCAUACAAGACUUGUUUGUUUU